Messenger RNA from Eurytemora carolleeae, 2114 nucleotides. RefSeq names its product adenylosuccinate synthetase (gene Adss). Gene Ontology annotation, cellular component: cytoplasm. The record is from RefSeq and is a predicted model, not a curated record. The coding region runs from base 79 to 1395 and encodes 438 amino acids. NCBI's taxonomy places the organism in Eukaryota, Metazoa, Arthropoda, Copepoda, Calanoida, Temoridae. Gene Ontology annotation, biological process: 'de novo' AMP biosynthetic process; IMP metabolic process. The transcript is spliced from 18 exons. Gene Ontology annotation, molecular function: GTP binding; adenylosuccinate synthase activity.
UUAUGGGAGUUAUAUGUUAGGAAUGUUGCAGACGAACGAAACUGAACGAAAAAACUAAUGCUGUAGUAGUGACCUAAAAUGGCUGUAAACGGAGUUAAGAUGGAAAACAAGGUGACCGUUGUCCUGGGUGCCCAGUGGGGUGACGAGGGUAAAGGAAAGGUUGUUGACCUCUUAGCAGGUCAAAUGGAUUUGGUUUGCAGGUGUCAAGGAGGCAACAACGCAGGUCACACUGUUGUUGUAGGAGACAAGUCCUACGACUUCCAUCUCCUUCCCUCCGGAAUCAUCUGGCCCGGGGUUGAGUCCCUAAUUGGGAAUGGAGUAGUCGUCCAUAUGCCAGGAUUCUUUGAGGAGCUCGAGAAGAAUAUUGCCAAGGGGUUGACCGGCUGGGAAACCAGGCUUAAGGUUUCUGAUCGAGCCCAUCUUGUGUUCGACUUCCAUCAGGCAGCGGAUGGUAUGCAGGAAAGUGACCGGGAAGGAUUAGUUGGAACUACCAAAUUGGGAACAACUAAAAAAGGUAUCGGUCCAACCUAUGCCUCUAAGAUGACCCGUAACGGUAUCCGUAUUACGGACCUUGUAGAUGACUUCGAGGCCUUCUCCAAUAAGUUCACCAUACUCGCCGACAACUACAUGGCUGCCUUCCCCAGCCUUCAGGUGGAUAAAGCUAGUGAACUAGAGAGGUAUAAAGAAUAUGCCGCUAGAAUUAAACCUCUCGUCAUUGAAUCCGUCUCUUAUCUUCAUGAAAAGCUAGCCGGAGGAAAGAAUGUACUGGUAGAGGGUGCUAACGCUGCUAUGCUGGAUAUUGAUUUCGGAACAUAUCCGUAUGUGACCUCCUCCAACUGCAGCAUCGGUGGGGUCUGUACUGGUCUAGGGCUACCCCCCAGGUUUAUCGGUGACGUGUUUGGGGUGGUGAAGGCGUAUACUACAAGAGUAGGAGAUGGUCCUUUCCCAACCGAACUCCUGGAUGAUACUGGAGCUUUCCUUCAGAAGGAGGGUCAUGAGUUUGGAGUAACUACUGGUAGACCAAGAAGAUGUGGAUGGCUGGAUAUUCCUCUUCUUAGAUAUACGAACACUGUGAACGGGUAUACAGCAAUUGCCCUCACUAAACUUGAUAUUCUGGACAAGUUGGAGAAUAUUCUGAUUGGAGUGGACUAUGUGAAGAACGGGUCCAAGAUCCAAUACUAUCCGUCCAGCGAGUACCAAUUUAAGGGCGUUGAGGUUGAUUACAUCACUAUGCCUGGAUGGAAGACAAAUAUAACCGGGUGCCGAGCCUUCGAGGACCUCCCCCAACCCGCCAAGGAUUAUGUCCAGAAGAUUGAGCAACUUCUAGGAUUGCCGGUAAAAUGGAUCGGAGUUGGACAAUCUCGAGACUCAAUGAUAUUCAGACCUGAUGUUUAAUCUAGGACUGUACGAGAAUCUGGGAAAAUAAAUACUUGUGUAACGACAAUCGUACUGCAAUGUUGUACGUUAAGUGUACUAUCAUAUUCUCCAUAUUGUGUUCUGCAUUGUUGUACAUUAAGCGAACUGUAAUGUUAAACAUCAAACGUACUGCAGUGUGUGUUUUAACAAUCCAAAACUCAUGAAUAACAAUAAAAUAAACAUAUCCCUAACCUGUACCUAUACUUCAUGAAUUGUACAGUGUACAUUCUGUCCUAUUUGUACUCAAUGGACUCCUGUUUUGAGCUUAAUCAACCGAUCUAUCCUCAACCACGAAAUCUUAAGACAAAAUCUUUGAGAUCUGAACAUGCAAGAUCUGAAUCUAAUCAUAGUCAAUAAAAACCAGUGUUUCUUUUUGGAAAUAAUUAAUAAAUGUGAUGUUUUGUUACAAAAUUCUAAAUUUUACUUACUUCAAUGCAACCGAAAUAAACUAAGUGUACUUUUCUGUCACACUGUACAGGGUGAUAUUUUUAUGUAAUUUUCAUCCACUCUGUUCCAUCAUGUGAUUGUAUUUGGCCUUUCAUAUAUUUUAUUAUUUUUGAAAUUGUACAUUUCGAAAUAAUGAUGUUUUUUUUAAAUAGCACAAAAUAUUUGAUUUCAAAAUUUGUUCAAUGUUCACAAGUUCAUUCCUAGUAGUAGUCACAAGUGUUAGCUGCUAUUUUAAGCGGAUUUUUUUCAGA